Pieris rapae (cabbage white) is the source of this 2068-nucleotide messenger RNA. RefSeq lists its product as uncharacterized. NCBI's taxonomy places the organism in Eukaryota, Metazoa, Arthropoda, Insecta, Lepidoptera, Pieridae. The transcript has a single exon. The coding region runs from base 1 to 414 and encodes 137 amino acids. The record is from RefSeq and is a predicted model, not a curated record.
AUGUCGGGCGGCCAGGGCACCGUGCGCCGGCCGCCGCGCUCGGGCGGAGGCGGAGGCGGAGGCGGCGGGGGCACUUUGCCCGCCAGCGGCUUCACCUACGUCGGCAAAAGGCAGCCGCUGACGCUCAACAACGGCGCGCCGGCGCCGCACCUCAACAACGGAUCGCUUCGCUCGUUGCCCGACAAGGGGAAGCGCAACGGCACGCCGUGCCGGCCGGAAGACUUCAAGCGAAACCUGGACGCGCGCUAUUCGCGCAAGCAGGAAAACGGCUACCUGCGUUCUUCCGAAACCGUUCUGGGGCUGGGCCGAGGGACGGAUCGAGACGCCGACUACGGCGAGCCCGAGUACUCCGUGAUCGCCGAGGGCUUCGCGCGAGACGACUACUGCUCGCACUCGAACACCUUCAACUGUUGAAAGUUGACACGCCCGCUUCGAACCUGUCGACUUUGUGAUUUUGAAAUUCUAGUAAUAAUUCUUCAUUCCGUUAAGUUUUCUGGGAACGUUCCGCGGAGGAACCCGGCGCUCCGGCGUCGGUGCGGCGUGUCCGGAGACGUUUCGUAGAGAGAGUACUUUAUUUGUAAAUUAUUUAAUGUAAUAAUUAAGUAAUAGGAAGCGAUGGAUCUAUUUUUCAAUGGAAUGUAAGCUGAGAGCCGAAAGUGAAACUUUCGGCCGCGAGCCGGUUUCGUAUCGUUCGUAAUUUUAAGAUUAGGUCUGUACAUAAAACUAAAUUUUUCAAUAGAGCAAUAGUGAUCUAGUGUGAAGCAAUAAAUGAAUGCAUGCGCCGACGAUACGAAGCCGCCGGCGAUAGUACUCCGUGCGUACAAUUGACUAGUCGUUAUAAGAAUAGUGAGGAGAGCAUGAUGUGAUCUGUGAAGUCUGCCGUGCAGAGGCAGCUCGUAGAAACUUCAUUUUGUACAAAAGCCAUUCCAUUCAACGGGCGCUCCCGAAGGAACGCGUCGGAGACCGAGACUCCUUCCCGUCUGCGAUGUGUGUCUUCGAGAGGGGCGUUAUCUAUUGUCUUAUAAAUUGAUUCGUAGGGAAAUAAGAGUGCGUUAAGACACCAAUGUGUAAGAAGAUAUUAGGUAGCUUUAACGAUUAACGAAUGUAAAUAUAUUUAUACUACAUUGAGAUAUUUAUUAAAUUUAAUACGGUCCUGUUCUAAACUGUUUCUCGUGUCGUGAUGACCGAUGACGUCAUCUCGCUCUUAUUAUACUUUAUAUGUUAUACGCGUUAUAUGUACCUACACUACACUCUGUAGAUAUGAAGCACUCAUUUUCUAAUAUAACACGUUUUUACGCUCAAUCAUAUUAAAAAUUAAUUUUUAUAUUUAAGAAAUUGUAUAAAAUUUUGCCUUUCAUAGACCAUUGUAAUCGUAACGAAUUCCAAUAAAAUGAGAAUAUUUCUCUCUCUGAUCGGGUAUCGUUUUUAAAAGAGACUAUCAAAAAGCUUUAUAAAUAUUUUCAAAUAUUUCGAUGCGUAUGUUGUUCAUUAUAGUCACGUUAAGAUCUUUAUAAAUAUAUAUGUGUGUGUAAUUUUAUCUAGGCAACAUAAAUAAGAACAUGCCAAGGUAUGGUCGAUCAAAGGCACACAAAUAUUUUUUGGCCUCAACUGUUUCGUUGAUUUUAAUUAACAUAAUAUGUAUCUGUAAAGUAUCCCUAUUAGUGGUUUAGUUGUUUCAACUAUACUCACACCAGAGAAAAGAAGACGUAUAAGGUUGUUCCUUACUUUUUUAUUUUGAUACUUAUCGGCGCCAUCUGGUGUGUUAGUGCGUAAUUAACAUUUUGACCUUGUUUUGCUAUAAACCGAACCCGACGGAUAGCAAUUUCUGGAAUAUGCGUUGAAAUAAUUUUGUACAUACGGAGAAAUUAAAGACUAAAGCGAUGUAUAAUGGCAUAUUAAUAUGUUAGUGCCUAGAUAAAGCCUAAGUAUACAAACAUACAUAUGAAAUUUGUGAUUAGUGGUUUACGGCUGCCGUCGUAACUCUUUAAUAAUAGAUCAUCGAUCACUUCCGUACUUUAUUGUAGCUAUUACCUACAUACAAACUCGAUAAAUAUAACAUACCUCGAAA